Molecule: messenger RNA, 815 nt
Organism: Rhododendron vialii
Lineage: Eukaryota; Viridiplantae; Streptophyta; Magnoliopsida; Ericales; Ericaceae
Exons: 2
Coding region: 321-722 (133 amino acids)
Source: RefSeq, a predicted model, not a curated record
AAAAAAAACUCCAUCACAUAUGAGUCCCACGCACUCGGUCCUUAUCACACAACUCAUGCCCGAUCAACCAAACACAUAUACACACGUAUAUGUACGUCUAUAUAAAAAAAAAUCCAUGCCUUAAUUACUAAAUAUAGUUACAUGUAGCCAUAUUAAAUAAAAUAAAUUAAUAUUUAGGGCGGAUCACUACAAUUACUGUCACCAAGAACUACAAUUUGACUAACCCCAUCUACAUGGGAAUCUAUUAAUAAAUUCCUUUGACAAAGAUCAUACAAUUUAACUAACCCAAUCCUUUAUUUGUUCUUGAUUCUCCAUACUUCAUGACGAAAGGAGAGAAAAUCAGACUUUUGGAAAAGUUUGUUUACGUGAACGACAUUAAGUUCAUGUCUGGCUUCGGACGGUCUGGUUUUAAGGGAUACUUUAAUAACUCAUUCGCUCGGGUGGUGUGGAAAUUACGCGGAGGAUUUUGGGAUUGGCGAGAUUCUAUUGCUCCAGGCUCAGUUUUAUUGGAUAUUUUUUACGUUAAGAGAAAGGAAGACGUUAAGUACAGUAAGAACUGGGACCAUUACCAUACCGAUGAGGGAUACGAAUUCCUUAGAUUCCUAAGAAAUGUCCUCAUACACUUCAAUGACACUGAACGAAAAAGAGCCUGGGACAACAGGCAACCGGGGAGGAAGGCUCGGACUCAGGAACAAGUUCUGGACAUUAUUCUAUCAGUUUGACCGGGUCUCUUUGAGCUUCCACGAUUAACUAUAUUAGACAUGAGUGUUGAUGUUAAUAUCCGCCAGAUGGGUGCGGUGGACGAACUUCAGAGG